Antechinus flavipes (yellow-footed antechinus) is the source of this 1371-nucleotide messenger RNA. RefSeq lists its product as uncharacterized. NCBI's taxonomy places the organism in Eukaryota, Metazoa, Chordata, Mammalia, Dasyuromorphia, Dasyuridae. Bases 1 to 759 code for a protein of 252 amino acids. The transcript is spliced from 3 exons. The record is from RefSeq and is a predicted model, not a curated record.
AUGGGAAGGAGGGUUAGCGGCAGCGCCCAUGCACCCACCAGGACUGCUCUCGCUGCAGCCAGCUCCAGCCCCCGACCCAAAGCUGCCCCCUCUGCCUGCCCCCAGCUUUCCCCCCCUCAUCCCAACUUCACCCUGGGGGCCAGAUUCCCCUCCCCCGGAUCCAGUCCCCUCUCCUCCUCACCCCCCUUCCCCCCCCAAUCCGGCCCUGCCCCUUCCCGCCGCCGUCCCAUUCUUCCUGGUUCCGCCCCGCGCUCUGCGCUGCCUCAGCCCCACCUGAGCUAUUCCGGGAUCUCCCGCUUGCCGGCCCGCCCUUCAGGUCACUCACUCGUUAGUUCUCCGGGUUCCCGGGUCCGGGGUCCGGCCUCGCCCUCCCGCCGACUGACGAACUCUCCGCCACUUCCGUCCCCGGAGCGCGUUCCCCCCACUCCCGACCCGUGGGCGGCGCCCUGGGCCCGCCCCUCUACGGCUCUGCUAGCUGCAGGAAGCUGCUCUGGCCCCAGCUCUCUAUGCCUGGAGCGGGUCGAGAGACCCGGCGACUCCCUUGCAGCGGGAGGGAAGCGCAGGCCUCCAGUAUUUUGGACGGACUUUCCAGCCUUGGGAAGGUGCUUUACCUCUCGCUCCUUCCACACCCUUCUGGACUCGCGGAGAGGCCAGGACGCAAAAACCCACCUGCUUCCGAACUGCGACUUUCCAGCCUCAUCAAAGCGUGCUCCCAGCGCUUCUCCCGCCUGCCCUCUCAGCGCAGCUACAUUUAUAUAGCCCAGUUCUAUUUGUAUUGCAUGUGUCAUGUGUGAGUCUUCCCACCAGACUUGAGUUCCCCCUUCCGCCCAACUUCCGAGAGCAAGGCCCCUGCCUGUAACAGGAGAACUUUCUGUCAUGCUUGGUCUAGGGUGGUCGCUAAUUCCAUACAAGUGGUCUCCUGAAAGUUGGGAGACACAUAAGGACAGAGGGAUAGUAAGAGGAAAUCACUGUGUGUGUGUGUGUGUGUGUGUGAAUGAUAGGAUCUUAGCUUUGUGCAUAAAGCAUGCAUAGGUGGUAAUAAGUAAACUAAUAAUUUAUCAUUAGUUAUACGUAAAAACGUAAAUGAAAACACAGAAAAGUAGCUGAACUCCGAUUAAGCGUAAUGACCAGUCUUGGGAGUCUUGGGAGCAGAGAACAGUACGGGUGUGGAACGUGGCAUACAAGAUCUGGUCUCAGGUUUUUUUUUUUUUUUGUUGUUGUUGUUGUUGUUUGUUUGUUUGUUUUUUUUGGUGUUCAAUUGGGAAGGGAAGCUAACAGGAAAUGAAAGACUUCCAUAAAACUAAAGGAACAAAAGGGAACAGACUGCAUGGGCGCAGAGGGAAUACUAACCUACUUAAGGAACAGCAAACC